Messenger RNA from Talaromyces stipitatus ATCC 10500, 2877 nucleotides. Its product is annotated as small nucleolar ribonucleoprotein complex subunit Dip2, putative. Lineage: Eukaryota; Fungi; Ascomycota; Eurotiomycetes; Eurotiales; Trichocomaceae. Gene Ontology annotation, biological process: maturation of SSU-rRNA. The record is from RefSeq and is a predicted model, not a curated record. Gene Ontology annotation, cellular component: Pwp2p-containing subcomplex of 90S preribosome; small-subunit processome. Gene Ontology annotation, molecular function: protein binding; snoRNA binding. The coding region runs from base 1 to 2877 and encodes 958 amino acids. The transcript is spliced from 3 exons.
AUGGUCAAAUCAUAUUUAAAAUUUGAGCACUCGAAAACUUUUGGCCUUGUUACUUCGUCUUCCUCCAAUGCGGUUUGGACGAAGAACGAAGAUGUCCUCAGUACCGAACGGCGCACAGGCGCAGGACGAGCUAUAGUCGGUGCAAACGAAGAGGUUCUCUGCUGGGAUGUUAAAAAGGGCGAAUUGUUAGGUCGCUGGCGGGACGCAGAUUGCCGUGCCCAAGUCACUGCCAUUACGCAAAGCAAAUCAGAUGAAGAUGUUUUUGCCGUUGGAUACGACGACGGAAGCAUUCGUCUCUGGGACUCGAGAAUAAAUACCGUGAUCAUAUCCUUUAACGGUCACCGAAACGCAAUCACACAGCUUGCCUUCGACCAGUCUGGUGUUCGGUUAGCCAGCGGUUCGAAGGACACGGAUAUAAUUGUAUGGGAUCUGAUUUCGGAGGUUGGACUAUAUAAGCUCAGGGGCCACACAGAUCAAAUCACUUCGUUGAACUUCCUAUCGCCAACAGAAGAGGCCAACACGGGUUUGACGGACCCGAGCGAAACGGGCGGCUUCCUCCUUUCCACUGGAAAAGACUCUCUUAUCAAGAUUUGGGACCUCUCUUCACGACACUGCAUUGAGACUCAUGUCGCCCAGAGCAAUGGCGAAUGUUGGAGCUUGGGUUUGUCGCCUGACCAGACAGGUUGCAUAACGGGUGGGAAUGAUGGCGAGUUGAAAGUUUGGUCGAUAGACGAACAGGCGAUGCUGGAAGUCGCCCGAGAGAAAGAGGGUUACGAGAACAAGAAAAUUCUUAUCGAACGAGGGAGUUUCUAUCGACAAAACAAAGAUCGAACAAUCGGUAUUACUUUCCAUCCUCGCGCAGACUACAUCGGUAUUCAUGGAGCAGAAAAAGCUGUGGAAAUAUGGCGGAUUCGGUCGGCAACUGAGGUACAAAAGAGUAUUGCAAGAAAGCGAAGAAGAAAGAAGGACAAGGAGAACGCAAACGGCGAUAAUGUUGAGGACAAGCAUGAUGAGACGGACGACAAUACAUCACCACCAAUUACCGAAGUAUUUGUACCGCAUGUGACCGUGCGGACUACCGGAAAGCUCAAGUCCUUUGCUUGGAUACCAACAAAGCCGUCUGGCAAUUUACAGAUCCUAACGGCAACUACCAAUAAUGAGAUUGAGUCUUAUCGCGUUGUGGCAGCUGGGAAGAAGAAGGCUAAAGAUGCCGAGGAAAUCGAGUACAGUCGCAAUUUCGCCAUCGACUUACCCGGACAUAGGACUGAUAUACGGUCUUUGGCCCUCAGCUCAGACGACAGGAUGUUAGCGUCGGCAUCUAACGGUAGCUUGAAGAUCUGGAAUAUACGAACACAGAGCUGCCUGCGAACUCUUGAUUGCGGUUAUUCUCUAUGCUCGUCUUUCCUACCUGGUGAUAAGAUUGUCGUAACUGGGAACAAGAAUGGAGAACUAGAGGUGUUUGAUAUUGCCUCCUCGACACUCCUCGACUCUAUAAAGGCACAUGAGGGACCAGUGUGGACGUUACAAGUUCAUCCCGAUGGAAAAUCCAUGGUGACUGGCAGUGCAGAUAAGACUGUCAAGUUUUGGAACUUCCAAGUCGUGCAGGAAGAAAUUCCGGGCACGAAAAGAACAACACCGAAACUGAAACUCGUACAUAAUCGGACAUUAAAAGUGUCAGAUGACGUUCUCAGUGUGCGAUUUUCGCCGGACUCCAAGCUUCUUGCAGUUGCGCUACUCGACAAUACUGUUAAGGUGUUUUUCGUUGACACGCUGAAGCUAUUCUUGAAUCUUUAUGGCCAUAAGUUACCUGUUCUCAGCAUGGAUAUUUCAUACGACAGCAAAAUGAUCGUCACAUGCUCUGCUGAUAAGAACGUUCGCCUUUGGGGCUUGGACUUUGGUGAUUGCCAUAAAGCUUUCUUUGCGCAUCAGGACAGCAUAAUGGCGGUUGCUUUUAUGCCAAAUAAUAACGAAGGAAACGGGCACCACUUCUUCAGUGCCAGUAAAGAUCGUCUGAUCAAAUAUUGGGAUGGUGACAAAUUUGAGCAAAUUCAAAAGCUUGAAGGCCACCAUGGAGAGAUAUGGGCGCUUGCUAUGAGCCAUUCAGGAGAGUUUCUUGUCAGCGCCAGUCAUGACAAGAGCAUUCGCAUAUGGGAUCAAACAGACGAACAGAUCUUCUUGGAAGAAGAGCGUGAGAAAGAGUUAGAAGAGCUAUAUGAGAAUACCCUCACUACCUCCCUUGAAGACGAGGAGAACGGGGAAGAGAAAGCCGAAGCGGUCGACGCUAACAAACAGACGGUCGUCACACUCAUGGCCGGUGAGAGAAUUAUUGAAGCGCUCGAUAUGGGCAUGGAAGAUCUGGAGGUUAUGCGACAAUGGCGGGAUACCAAAGCAAGAAACCCAAAUGCAGCACCGCCACAGAGAAACCCCGUUUACAUGGCUUUGGGAAAUGUAACAGCAGAACGACAUUUACUCAACAUCGUGCAAAAGAUACCCGCUGCCUCACUUCAGGAUGCCUUGCUAGUGCUUCCUUUCUCUAAGCUCGAAGCUCUCUUCACCUUCCUUGAAAUAUGGGCCAGUCGUCAGUGGGAAAUUCCAUUGACCUGUCGAAUACUAUUCUUCAUGCUCAAGACACAUCAUCGCCAGAUUGUCUCGAGUAGAUUCAUGCGCCCGAUGCUUGAUCGCAUUCGGUCUACACUUCGGGAGGUAUUGGCGAAACAAAAGGAUGAGAUGGGCUUCAAUCUUGCUGCUUUGCAUUUUAUUGGCGGUCAGAUCCGUGAGCAGGGAAACAAGAGUUAUAUUGAUGUUGAUAAGUGGGAAGAUAAGCAGAUUUCAACAACUUCUACUGGUAUCAAGAGAGGUUAUGUGAGUAUUGCUUGA